Morone saxatilis (striped sea-bass) is the source of this 12231-nucleotide messenger RNA. RefSeq names its product trio Rho guanine nucleotide exchange factor b (gene triob). The transcript has 60 exons. Gene Ontology annotation, molecular function: guanyl-nucleotide exchange factor activity; ATP binding; protein kinase activity. Bases 221 to 9817 code for a protein of 3198 amino acids. Gene Ontology annotation, biological process: protein phosphorylation. The record is from RefSeq and is a predicted model, not a curated record. Lineage: Eukaryota; Metazoa; Chordata; Actinopteri; Moronidae. Gene Ontology annotation, cellular component: cytoplasm.
CACGUCCCAACUCGGGAGCGCCGCCGAUCGGUCGCCAGGAUUUUCCCUUCUCGGCCAAAAUGGAGGAGGAGGUCUCUCGCUUAAUGAAGGGAGUACAGAUUGUAUGACCGGAUCUGCUUCAAUGAAAGGCUUUAGGGUUCGUUUUGCUGAUCAAUAAUUAUUGCAACAAUAAAACCCUUUGAGGAUAUCUAUCGCUAUUUCUGCACAAGCGACCACAGCCAUGAGCGCAGGAGAGGGACUGGAUGAGGCUGCGAAGGACGCGGCAGACAUAGCGGCGUUUUUCAAAUCCGAUUGCUCUCUUCCAAAAUGUGAAUCCAAACUGGAUGGCCCAGGACAAACCUCAGGGUUUCAUCGCAAUGAGGAUAUGAAGGCCAUUGAUGUACUUCCCAUCCUCAAGGAGAAGGUUGCCUUUCUCUCAGGUGGCAGAGACAGACGUGGAGGUCCUGUUCUCACUUUUCCAGCACGGAGCAACCAUGACAGAAUACGACCUGAAGACCUGCGCAGACUCAUAGCCUACCUGGCUACUAUUCCCAGCGAGGAGGUGGCCAGACAUGGCUUCACAGUCAUUGUGGACAUGCGUGGUUCUAAAUGGGACAGCAUCAAGCCUCUGCUGAAGAUCCUUCAGGAGUCUUUCCCGUCUUGUAUCCACGUCGCCCUUAUCAUCAAGCCAGACAACUUCUGGCAGAAGCAGAGGACCAACUUUGGCAGCUCCAAGUUUGAAUUUGAGACGGUGAUGGUUUCCUUGGAGGGUUUAUCCAAGAUUGUGGACCCAUCCCAGCUGACAGCUGAUUUUGAGGGCAGCUUAGAGUACAACCAUGAUGACUGGAUUGAGGUGCGGCUGUCAUUUGAGACCUUUGCCAGCGAUGCUGCAAGGGCACUGGCACGCCUUGAGGAUCUCCAGGACACCUUGUCCCAGCGUGAUCUCCCACGGGACCUGGAGGGGGCCCGAAGGCUCAUGGAAGAACAUGCAGCGCUUAAGAAAAGGGCCACUAAAGCAUCUGUGGAGGAGCUGGACACACAGGGACGCAGGCUACUACAAAGGCUACAGUCACAAACUGCAGGAAGUGGAAGUAGCAGUGAAAGUGGUUAUGGUAACCGCUCUGGUGGAGCUAGUGGAGAUUCCAACGACCAUCAUCACGGGUUCCAUACGCAUGCAGACGCACACAACCUAGUAGCUAAAGUAACAGGUUUGUUGGAUAAGCUGCAUGGGACUCGACAAAAUCUGCAGCAGCUGUGGCACAUGAGGAAGCUGAAGCUGGACCAGUGUUUCCAGCUGCGUCUGUUCGAACAGGACGCAGAGAAGAUGUUCGACUGGAUCAUGCACAACAAGGGGCUUUUUCUCACCAGUUACACAGAGAUCGGAGGGAACCACCAGCAUGCCGUUGAGCUGCAGACCCAGCACAACCACUUUGCUAUGAACUGCAUGAAUGUGUAUGUAAACAUCAAUCGGAUCAUGUCGGUAGGGAACCGGCUCCUGGAGUCAGGCCACUAUGCCUCCCAACAGAUCCAGCAGAUCUCUGGUCAGCUGGAGCAGGAGUGGAAAGCUUUCGCUGCAGCACUGGACGAACGCAGCACCCUGCUGGAGAUGUCUGCCAGCUUCCACCAGAAAGCAGACCAGUACAUGAGUAAAGUGGAGCCGUGGUGUAAGGCAUGUGGUGAAGGAGAGCUGCCCUCUGAACUCCAGGAUCUGGAGGACACAAUCCACCAUCACCAGGGACUAUAUGAGCACAUCACCACUGCAUACUCUGAGGUAAGCCAGGAUGGGAAGUCUCUUUUGGACAAACUGCAGCGACCUUUGACCCCAGGAAGUGCUGAUUCAUUGAUGGCAUCAGCUAACUACUCCAAGGCUGUGCACCAUGUCCUAGACAUCAUCCAUGAGGUGCUGCAUCACCAGAGGCAGCUGGAAAACAUCUGGCAGCAUCGCAAAGUUCGCCUGCACCAACGGCUGCAGCUGUGUGUCUUUCAGCAGGAUGUACAGCAGGUGCUGGACUGGAUAGAAAACCAUGGCGAGGCCUUCCUCAGUAAACACACUGGUGUUGGGAAGUCUUUGCACAGAGCCAGGGCUCUGCAGAAGAGACAUGAAGACUUCGAAGAGGUUGCGCAGAACACCUACACUAAUGCUGACAAGUUGCUAGAAGCAGCAGAACAGCUGGCCCAGACCGGAGAGUGUGACCCUGAGGAAAUUUACCAGGCUGCCCACCAGCUAGAAGAUCGCAUCCAGGACUUUGUGCGACGUGUCGAGCAGCGUAAAGUCCUGCUAGACAUGUCUGUUGCCUUCCACACACAUGUCAAAGAGCUGUGGACGUGGUUGGAGGAGCUUCAGAAGGAACUGCUGGAUGAUGUUUAUGCAGAGUCAGUGGAAGCAGUGCAAGACCUGAUCAAGCGUUUUGGCCAGCAGCAACAGACCACUUUGCAAGCAACUGUCAAUGUCAUCAAGGAGGGAGAGGAUCUCAUACAGCAGCUCAGAGACUCGGCCAUCUCAAGCAACAAGACGCCCCACAACAGCUCCAUGGCCCACAUCGAGAGCGUGCUGCAGCAGUUGGACGAGGCCCAGGGCCAGAUGGAGGAGCUGUUCCAGGAAAGGAAGAUCAAACUGGAGCUCUUCCUCCAGCUCCGCAUCUUUGAGAGGGACGCCAUCGACAUUAUCUCAGACCUGGAGUCAUGGAACGAGGAACUUUCCCAACAGAUGAGUGAAUUUGACACAGAGGACCUGACACUGGCUGAGCAGAGGCUACAGCAUCAUGCAGACAAGGCACUUACUAUGAACAACCUCACUUUUGACGUCAUCCAUCAGGGACAAGAGUUGCUGCAGUAUGUCACAGAGGUCCAGGCGUCUGGUGUGGAGCUGUUAUGCGACAGAGAUGUGGACAUGGCCACACGGGUUCAGGACCUGCUGGAGUUUCUCCACGAGAAGCAGCAGGAGUUGGACCUGGCAGCAGAGCAGCACAGGAGACAUCUGGAGCAGUGUGUCCAACUGAGGCAUCUACAGGCUGAAGUCAAACAGGUGCUGGGUUGGAUCCGUAAUGGCGAGUCCAUGCUAAACGCUGGUCUGAUCACAGCCAGUUCAUUACAAGAAGCCGAACAGCUGCAGAAGGAACAUGAACAAUUCCAACAUGCAAUAGAGAAAACCCAUCAGAGUGCGUUGCAGGUACAGCAGAAGGCUGAGGCCUUACUCCAGGCAAACCACUACGACAUGGAUAUGAUCAGAGACUGUGCAGAAAAGGUGGCAGACCACUGGCAGCAGCUGAUGCUGAAGAUGGAGGACAGACUUAAGCUGGUUAAUGCUUCUGUGGCCUUCUACAAGACUUCUGAACAGGUAUGCAGUGUGUUAGAAAGCCUGGAGCAGGAGUAUAAGAGAGAAGAAGACUGGUGUGGUGGUGCUGAUAAACUGGGUCCGAACAGUGAGUCAGACCAUGUCACUCCCAUGAUCAGCAAACAUCUUGAGCAAAAAGAGGCCUUCCUCAAGGCCUGUACGUUAGCCAGGCGUAAUGCCGACGUCUUCUUGAAGUACCUGCACAGGAACAGUGUCAACAUGCCUGGCAUGUUGUCCCAUGUCAAAGCUCCAGAGACUCAGGUUAAGAAUAUUUUGAAUGAGUUGCUGCAGAGAGAGAACAGAGUGCUCCACUUCUGGACCAUGAGGAAGCGAAGGCUGGACCAGUGCCAGCAAUAUGUUGUGUUUGAACGCAGCGCCAAACAGGCCCUGGAGUGGAUCCAUGACACUGGGGAGUUUUACCUGUCCACACACACAUCCACUGGCUCCAGCAUUCAUCACACACAGGAGCUACUAAAAGAGCACGAAGACUUCCAGAUCACAGCAAAGCAAACCAAAGAGCGGGUAAAGCUGUUGAUCCAGCUGGCGGAUGGGUUUUGUGACAAGGGCCACGCCCAUGCCCUGGAGAUAAAGAAAUGGGUGUCCUCGGUGGACAAGCGCUACAGGGACUUCUCUCUCCGCAUGGACAAAUACCGAACCUGCCUGGAAACGGCGCUCGGCAUUUCUUCCGAUUCCAACAAGGCCAGUAAAGAGCUGCAACUGGACAUCAUCCCGGCCAGUGCUCCAGGGUCAGAGGUCAAGUUGAGGGAUGCUGCCCAUGAACUCAACGAGGAGAAGAGGAAGUCAGCACGAAGGAAAGAGUUCAUAAUGGCUGAGCUGAUUCAAACAGAGAAAGCCUAUGUCAGAGACUUAAGGGAGUGUAUGGAUACGUACCUAUGGGAGAUGACCAGCGGUGUGGAGGAGAUUCCUCCUGGUAUUGUCAACAAGGAACACAUCAUCUUUGGAAACAUGCAGGACCUCUACGAGUUUCAUCACAAUAUCUUCCUGAAGGAGUUGGAGAAGUAUGAGCAGCUUCCAGAAGAUGUCGGCCAUUGUUUUGUGACUUGGGCUGAUAAGUUCCAGAUGUAUGUAAACUACUGUAAGAACAAGCCUGACUCCACCCAGCUCAUCCUGGAACAUGCUGGACCCUACUUUGAUGAAAUCCAGCAAAGACAUCGCCUUGCCAACUCCAUCUCUUCUUACCUGAUCAAACCAGUCCAGAGAAUCACUAAAUACCAGCUCCUUCUCAAGGAGUUGUUGACAUGCUGUGAGGAGGGUAAAGGUGAGAUUAAGGAUGGUCUUGAAGUGAUGCUCAGUGUCCCCAAGAGAGCCAAUGAUGCCAUGCAUCUCUCUAUGCUGGAUGGGUUUGAUGGGAACAUUGACUCCCAGGGAGAGUUGACACUCCAGGAGUCCUUCCAGGUCUGGGAUCCCAAGACUCUGAUCCGGAAGGGUCGAGACCGGCACCUCUUCCUCUUUGAGAUGUCCCUGGUCUUCAGCAAAGAAGUAAAAGACUCCAACGGGCGCAGCAAGUACCUGUACAAGAGCAAGCUCUUUACAUCAGAGCUUGGAGUGACAGAACAUGUGGAGGGAGAUCCUUGUAAGUUUGCCCUGUGGGUGGGCAGGACCCCAACCUCGGACAACAAGAUCGUCCUCAAGGCUUCAAGUAUUGAGAACAAGCAGGACUGGAUCAAACACAUUCGGGAGGUCAUCCAGGAACGAACUGUGCACUUGCGUGGAGCUCUGAAGGAGCCCAUCCACAUCCCUAAAGCUACUACAACUAAACAUAAAGGCAGACGGGAUGGAGAAGAGCUGGACAGCCAGGGAGAUGCCAGCAGCCAACCGGAUACCAUCUCCAUCGCCUCACGCACAUCCCAGAACACACUGGACAGUGAUAAGCUGUCCGGUGGCUGCGAGUUGACAGUGGUGAUCCAUGACUUCAUGGCCAGUAAUGGUAGCAGCAGUGGGGAGCUGACAGUACGCAGAGGCCAGACCGUGGAGGUUCUGGAGCGACUCCAUGACAAGCCAGACUGGUGCCUGGUGCGGACCACAGACCGCUCUCCAGCCCAGGAGGGCAUAGUACCGUGCUCCAUGCUCUGCAUUGCUCACUCCAGGUCCUCCAUGGAGAUGGAGGGUCUCUUCAACCACAAAGACACCUUGUCUGUAUCCAGUAACGAUGCCCUCCAACCAGGCUCCAGCCAAACCCUGGGUCCUCACAGCUCACCAGGCCCCAAACGUCCAGGGAACACCUUAAGGAAGUGGCUGACCAGCCCUGUACGGCGGCUCAGCUCCGGCAAAGCAGAUGGCCACGUCAAGAAGCUCGCCCACAAACACAAGAAGAACCGUGACGGCACAAGGAAGAACAUGGACACAAUGCACGGCUCACAGAAGGACUCUGACGACAGUGCAGCCACGCCACAGGACGAGACACUGGAGGAACGUAUGCGUAAUGAGGGGCUGAGCAGUGGUACCCUGUCUAAGUCUUCCUCAUCAGGCAUGCAGAGCUGCGGUGAGGAGGAAGGAGAGGAGGGGGCUGAUGCUGUCCCUCUACCUCCCCCUAUGGCCAUCCAGCAGCACAGCCUGCUACAGCCUGACUCCCAAGACGACAAGUCUGCGUCUCGUCUGUCCGCUCGUCCGAACAGUUCAGAGACACCCAGUGCUGCUGAACUGGUCAGUGCCAUCGAAGAGCUGGUGAAGAGCAAGAUGUCACUGGAGGAUCGCCCCAGUUCUCUGUCAGUAGAGCAGGGCGACAGCAGCUCUCCCUCCCUCAACCCCUCCGACAACUCCCUCCUCUCCUCCUCUUCGCCCAUCGAUGAGGUGGAUGAGCGCAAGUCUGGCUUCUUCAAGAGAAGACAUUAUGUGCUUCUGGAGCUGGUGGAGACUGAGAGGGACUAUGUCAGAGAUCUUGGAUCAGUGGUGGAGGGUUACAUGAGCAGAAUGAAAGAGGAAGGAGUUCCAGAUGACAUGAGAGGAAAAGACAAGAUUGUUUUUGGAAACAUACAUCAGAUCUAUGACUGGCACAAAGAUUUUUUCCUGGGAGAGCUGGAGAAGUGUUUGGAGGAUCCUGACAGGCUGGCUCCUUUAUUUGUCAAACAGGAGCGGAGGCUACACAUUUACAUCGUGUACUGCCAGAACAAACCUAAAUCUGAGCACAUUGUAUCAGAGUACAUUGACACUUACUUUGAGGACCUAAAGCAGCGAUUGGGCCACAGAUUGCAGAUCACUGACCUGCUAAUCAAACCUGUCCAACGUAUAAUGAAAUACCAGUUACUACUGAAGGAUCUUUUCAAAAUUUCUAAGAAGGCAGGAGUGGAUACGACAGAGCUGGAGAAAGCUGUGGAGGUGAUGUGUGUGGUCCCCAAGCGCUGCAAUGACAUGAUGAAUGUUGGUCGCCUUCAAGGCUUCGAAGGUAAAAUUGUGGCGCAGGGCAGAUUGCUCCUCCAAGACACCUUCAUGGUAUCAGACCAGGAUGGAGGACUUCUGUCCAGGAUGAAGGAGAGGAGAGUCUUCUUGUUUGAACAGAUUGUCAUCUUCAGUGAACCCCUGGACAAAAAGAAGGGCUUCUCCACUCCUGGCUACCUUUUCAAAAACAGCAUCAAGGUGAGCUGGUUGGGUUUAGAAGAAAAUGCUGAUGACCCCUGCAAGUUCACACUCACCUCCAGAUCAUCUAGUGGCAACCUGGAGAGGUACACACUCCAUUCCACAAGCCCUGGAGUCAGUCAAGUCUGGGUCCACCAGGUCAGCCAGAUACUGGAGAAUCAGCGCAAUUUCCUCAAUGCUCUGACAUCCCCCAUAGAGUACCAGAGGAACCAUGUGGGAGGUGGCGGGCCAGGCGGUCCACCAAGCAGUAGCAGCAGUAGUACUGGAGGACUGCCAGGAGGCAGCAGCUCCAACAGUACCUCCAACAUGGGAGGGGGAGGUGGCGGCGGCGGUGGUGGCUCUGGAGGAUCAGGGAGCAGCUCCUCCUCUCUCUGCGGCCCUCGCUCCCGACCGUCCCGCAUUCCACAGCCGUCAUCACGACUCCCCCAGCCUGUCCACCACCACCACCCCCCGGGCCCUGAGGGGCCCGACAGAUCAGCAGGUAUGUGGUCACCCUGCCACCCUCAGUCCCUCCCCUCGAACCCCUACUCAGACAGUCCCUCAAAUGGAGAGCUGUUAGCCACAGAGGUCCCUAAGAUGAGGAGGCUGGAUAGUCCUCAUGGGAGUAACAGUAAUAACAGUAACAGGACAUCAGACAGCAUGGAGGGCAGUGUCAGACUAGGUCUGGGGAGCUAUGAAGAAACUCAGAAAUAUCAAACAGCUGGUAUACCACAGAUGGCUGUGGCGCCUCUGAAUUUGCCUCUAAAAAGCCCUCGAGUUGGGACAGUUUCUCCUCUGAUUUCACCUCAGUCCCCUGGAGUAGGAGGUGGAGGAGGAGUAGGAAAGGAAGCAUUUGUCCCCUCUAGCCCAGCUCAUAAGGGCAACUCUUUCUGGGCUAUGGUCCCUGCUAUGCCUCCCUCUCCCGCCAGCCGGCCUGGUUCCUUCUCCUACCCCAGUGACAGUGGUGGUGGAGGGGACUCUUUGGGCAGAGGAAGCCACGGGACGCCCUCUCAUCACCGUCACUCCACCCACAGUAAGGACAUAGACCGCAUGAGCACCUGCUCCUCCACCAGCGAGCAGUCCAUACACUCCACCCAGAGCAACGGGAGUGAAAGCAGUAGCAGCAGCAGUGUGUCCACCAUGUUGGUGACCCAGGACUAUGUGGCAGUGAAGGAGGAUGAGAUCAGUGUGGUGCAGGGUGAGGUGGUCCAAAUGCUAGCCAGCAACCAGCAAAACAUGUUCCUGGUGUACCGUGCGGCCAAUGAGCACUGCCCUGCCGCUGAGGGCUGGAUCCCUGGCUAUGUAUUAGGACAUACCUCAUCCUCCAUCACACCCGACCUCCCCGAAGGAACCAUCAAAAAAUCAUUAUCAUGGCACACAGCGCUCCGUAUCCGCCGAAAGUCUGAGAAAAGAGAUAAGGAUGGCAGGAAGAUGGAGAACGGCUACCGCAAGUCUCAGGACAGCCUGGCCAACAAAGUGUCCAUCAAGGUAGAGAGUAUGAAGAUAACUCGUAUAAACUUCAAAAUGAAUUUGCUCUUUGUCCUCACUUUACAUUCUAAUUCUGUCCUUACAUUUUCAUUACAGCUUCUAAAUCCCAACUUCAUCCAUGAUGCUCCUCCAGAGUUCCUCAUCCCUGUCAGCGAUGUAGCAUGUGAGAGUGGCGACAGUGUUACUCUGAGGUGUAAAGUGUGUGGACGGCCCCGGGCCACCGUCACCUGGCAGGGACCCGACAACAGCACUCUGAGCAACAACGCACACUACAGCAUCACUUACAGUGAGACAGAGGAGGCAGCUCUUCGUAUCCUGGGGGUGUCUGUAGAAGACAGUGGCAUGUACACCUGUGUUGCCACAAAUGUAGCAGGCUCUGUCACCUCCUCCGCCAGCCUCAGAGUCUCAGGAACCCCUGAUGAUGGCAGUGGAGUCCUCUGGAAAAGCAGCUUUGAGUCCCACUACACAGAGAUUACUGAACUAGGAAGGGGGCGGUUCUCAGUGACAAAGCGCUGUGACCAGAGAGGAAGUAAACGGACAGUUGCGGCAAAACACGUUAACAAGAAGCUGCUGCGUCGAGAACAGGUUCUGCAGGAGAUCACACUCCUACAGACUCUGGACCAUCCCAACCUGGUCAAGCUGCUGGACAUGUAUGAGACAGCCAACAGCUACGUACUUGUACUAGAGAUGGCAGACCAGGGACGUUUCCUGGACUAUAUAGUGAGCUGGGGCAACCUGACAGAGGAGAAGGUGGCUCUGUACCUCAGAGAUAUUCUUGAAGCUCUCCACUACCUGCACAGCUGGAGGAUAGCACACCUUGAUAUCAAACCAGAGAACAUCGUGGUGGAACAUGCGUCUUCCCAGCCAGUGAUCAAGCUGACAGACUUUGGUGACGCCAUUCAGCUGAACCCUCCCUCCUCCUACAUCCAUCCUCUCCUGGGUAGCCCAGAGUUCUCAGCUCCUGAGCUUGUCCUGGGUCAGCCUGCCUCACUGAUGUCUGACCUCUGGAGCUUAGGGGUGGUGACGUAUGUUGUACUAAGUGGCGCCUCUCCCUUCCUGGAUGAGAGUUUGGAGGAGACGUGUUUGAACAUCUGUCGCCUAGACUUCAGCUUCCCAGAGGACUACUUCCAGGGUGUGAGCCCAGCUGCAAGGGACUUUGUCUGUCUGCUGCUCCAGGGCGAGCCGGAGCGACGGCCCUCUGCGGCGUCCUGCCUGCAGGAGCCCUGGCUCCAGCCUCAAGGUGUGAUAAACAUAGACACUGGACAUGCCACCUUAAGUUAUACACAGCCACCAGCGCUGCCACCAUCUCAGAACCGUCACACCUCACAUCUGGACACCUCAAGACUCAUUUCCUUCAUCGAGAGACGCAAACACCAGAACGACGUUCGGCCCAUUGGCACCAUUAAGGCCUUUCUUCACAGCCGCCUGCUCAACCACAUCUAACAAACAGGUCACCAGGUAGAUGUGACAACGUGCACACCGUAGACACAGAAGAGGAAUUCCUACCUGUCCAGAUUACUAAGGAGGAUGAGUAACACGUUUUUUCGUUUGUUCAGUUGAGCUGUGUUAAAACCCUACCGAGAGGACCACCAGCAACAUUUCCACAAUGAUCACCUUUUCCCUCACUAAGCCACAAAAGUCCUGCUGCUGCUGACUGACUGACCUCUGCUGAUAAACCCUUUGACUCUCCCCCACCUCCCAUAACCUUGGCAUAUUGUCAUUAUGCCUGCACAACAAAUGAACUGUUGGAAUCUGUUUAAGGUUUCAAACUUUGACUUAGCAGGGAGAAAACCAAGCUUUCUCAAUAAGCCAGCGUGAGCAAGUCUUGCGUUUCGGACAGUGUUAAACAGAGAAAAUAGAAUACUGUAUAAUAAGAGUAAUUCAGGCUGCUUUCAGUUGAACACAAGAAAAAGUUUUUUGUAACAAGAGAUUACUUUUUGUAAAUGAAACCAUGUACAGUGAGGAAACAGAGAACUGUCUUUAUUCAUAACUUUUGGAAAACAAAGAUGAGUUAGUAAGUAGAAAGAAAAUAAGAGAACUGAGAAUUGUGAAGGAAGUGGCACCCAUCAGCAGGGCCCACUUAUUCGACAACAAGAUGAAGACCAAAACCAUGUUUUCCAGAAACACGUUGUAGUUACAUUCAGUGCAAUAGUUUGCUUAUCUUUAUGCCCCCGUUCAGUUUGAAAGGUGAAAUCAUUUCAGUUUGUGACACUAAGAGAAACUAAAUUAACUCGAACAAGCUAUUCGGCAAAGCUUCUCAGAUUUCUACCUGCAUCCGCCUUAUUUGUAAAUAACGUAUUCCUGCCUUUCAUUCUCAUUUCGAAGAAUUUGUCUCAAAUAAACAAAAGCUAUUUCAUUUGCCGAGUAUUAGUGAGUCCAUGCAGUCACUCUCUGCGGACCCUCAACAGCUGGAUUUCACUAUGAACAAACUGCUACUAGAAAUGCACUCGUAUUUUGCAUCAAUUCCCAUGUGCAAUGUUGCAGCUUUAACAUUUAUGCAACUAUUUAUGAAACCUUGUGUUGUAGCCGUAUUCCUAAAAAGGCAUGUACGUACCUGGUACUGCGAUAGAUGUCUGUAUUGUGUUAAUUCUUAUGUAUUAAGUUCAGUAUUAAUAUCUGCAAAAUCCCCUAGACAAGAGGAGGGUUUUUGGAAAUAAUGUAUAAAAAAUGUGUAUCUAUAAAAUAUAGGCACUUAUGCUUUCAGUUUGUCGUUAUGUUUUUAUUUUCUGUAACAAUACCAAAGUUGACUAUGCUUUUCUUUUCCUGCUAAAAUGUGUUUUUUAUGAUUUCUCAUGUUAAGUUAUAACAGACCACACUGAACCCAGACAUAUGAGUGUUUACAAAGGUUCAGUCUGGCUUUAUUUAUUCUUAUUGUAAUAAGAAAUAGUUUGGUGGUUUAUUGCUGAAAAAAAACUAAUAUUUCACUUGUCUUUUUUCAAGCUGUGCACAAAGUGGUUUGCGGUGUGAGUUUGUUUGGCUUUUGUAGAUACUUGUGUAUGUUGCUAGGUUUUUAGCAUCUCGGUUUGAUGUCAUAAGACAGACUCGGUUGACGUUUUUACAAAGCAAUAGGUCCUGGAAAUCUGUCUAAUUGUGGCCCAUUCACUGAUGAUUGGAGAAUGCAUUAUACCUUUUAGGAGACAAAUCUUAUACCACCAACAGUUCAAAUACAUCCCUUUGAUAAAUUUCACUCAACAUGAACAGGUAUCUGCCAUGAAAGAGAUCUCUUCCAGUUAUUUUCAUUUGAAUGAGCUGAUGUCUUUAGGUGAAGAAGUUGUAGAAAUGUUCUUUUUAAAGUGCCAGUUGAUUGAGUCGACCUAGAGAAGUGGGUGAAACUGAAAAUGUGCAUUGCUUCUUAUUUUAUUUGAAGGUUACUUAUUGAAGCAUUACUGUCAGAUAAUCUGAUUUAAUGUUAAAGAAGUCAAUAACAUGUUGAGUUCAAUGACUCUUGUUAGUCUGUACAGUCAAAGUCUCUCAUUUUGUGUCAUUUUAAUUUAUUGGUGUGGAUGUGGGUUUCCCAAAAUCAUGCUGUUAAUCAGUUUGUCAAAUUCUCUUAAAGCCUAUUCAUGGAGGAAUAUGAUCUAAGUAAUAAAAUGCCUUUGGGAAACCCAGCCUAUACAUGAUGUAAAGAUGUACAGAGAGGGUCGGGGCGGUUUGUCCACACCCAGGAUGUAAACCUCAUAACUGUCAUAUUAUAAAUACACAUGGAACAAGACUGCAGCAAUGUCAUUUGAAUGUCUUAUUAUGACUUAUUUUUACUUUUGCAUGUAUAUUUCUUUGUACAGAAAAUCGUGUUUACAUGUUACUAAGUGUUGUAAAUAUUUUAUUUUGUCCUGUUAUUUUGCCAUUAAACGUACAAG